This is a messenger RNA of Ambispora leptoticha, 354 nucleotides long. The record is from the annotation of a GenBank genome assembly. Lineage: Eukaryota; Fungi; Glomeromycota; Glomeromycetes; Archaeosporales; Ambisporaceae.
AUGGGUUAUCGAAAAGUCGCUCGAAAAGGAUAUCUUGUUCAUCGCUUGGUGGCAUUGGCGUUUUGUCCAAAAGAAGAAGAAAAAGAAUACGUAAAUCAUAUUGAUAGCAACCCUACAAAUAAUAAUGCAUCCAAUCUUGAAUGGUGCACACAAAAAGAAAUUAUGCAACAUGCUGUACAUCUUGGGCUUGGGCACCGAUGUGCUGUAAAGCAGAUUUUUGGUGACGGAUCUUUCCGAGAAUUUCCAUCCAUAGCUGAAGCACGGCGUGUUACUGGAAUUAAUCAUAUUUGGAAGGUGUGUCGGGGACUUCAAGCUCAAGCUGGAGGGUAUCGUUGGGAGUAUGUUGCACAAUAA